This is a messenger RNA of Dentiscutata erythropus, 137 nucleotides long. Lineage: Eukaryota; Fungi; Glomeromycota; Glomeromycetes; Diversisporales; Gigasporaceae. The record is from the annotation of a GenBank genome assembly.
AAGAUAACAUCAAUGCAAUUACAAAAGAGGAAAAACUAUUAGGUUGUUCUAAGAAGCAGAAUAUAGAUCAAAGUGACAAGAACAAAAUGAAAAUCAAAAUUGAAUCAUGUUCUAUAGAAGUAACUCAAACUGUCCAA